This is a messenger RNA of Owenia fusiformis, 1148 nucleotides long. The record is from the annotation of a GenBank genome assembly. Lineage: Eukaryota; Metazoa; Annelida; Polychaeta; Sabellida; Oweniidae.
AAUGAAGCUCAAUCACGUCUUAAAAUUUCAUAAUGCGCUGUUUGGAAACAACUCAAGAUCUGGAGCACGCGUUUAGAAACUCCAAUAGAUGAUUGAUUACCUUUAAAAGUUAACUGAGGGGAAGGAAAACGUUGAAAUAUUCAUUCAAUAAAAAUAAAAAAUCUUUUUACCGAAGACGAACAGACGGAUCCGGAAGUUUCACAUGGUGAAGUCACGUGACUUAAAAUGUUUUGGAUCUUGCUGAUUUCAACUUUUCUCUUCUGUUUCUUUGAUUUCCACUAUUUCUGGCGAGGAAUACUUAUGUACAUAUUAGCUCUUGUCAAACGAACCAUCAGACCAGUUGAUGCACUGAAUGGAGAAGUCUUUACCCCAGGUAUAUGUCUGACAACUGACCUAGAUCUGGUGCUGCACAUGAAUAAUGCCAGGUAUUUACGGGAGUGUGACUUUGCUAGAUUUGACUUCUGGAUCACCACAGGAAUAUACCAGGCUGUGAGAAAGCUUAAGGGCAGAAUGCUGGCUGGAGCAAGUACAAUAAGAUAUCGGAAAUCCAUCGAUUUAUUUGAUACUUAUAAUAUCAUUACAAAGCUCCUAUGUUGGGAUGACAAGGCAUUCUACGUCGAACAAAAAUUUGUGAGGAAUAGGGACAGUUUUGUAUGUGCUGUUGUUACAUUAAAGCAGACAUGGUCAGGAGGUAUUUCCCCCCAGAAUGCACUAGAUGAUCACUAUGGUAGACCAGUGUCACCUCUACCAACACCUGAGCAUGUAAAACACUGGAUUCACUAUAAUAAUCUAUCUAGUGAAAUAUUAAGAAAAUCUAGUUGAUUCCAUGACUGAACACAACGAACACAGAAAACAGUAAAAUAUCGAGAAAAUCUGGUUGAUUCCAUGACUGAAUGCUGUGAAAUAUUGAGAAAAUCUAGUCGAUUCCAUGACUGAACACAGUGAAAUAUCGAGAAAAUCUAGUCGAUUCCAUGACUGAAUGCUGUGAAAUAUUGAGAAAAUCUAGUUGAUUCCACGACUGAAUGCUUUGAGAUAUUGAGAAACUCUAGCUGAAUGCAUGACUGAACACAGUGAAAUAUUGAGUAAUUCUAGUUGAUUCCACGACUGAACGCAGUGAAAUAUUGAGAAAAUCUAGUUGAAGAUUCCAC